AUGAAGCUUGAAGUUGAGAAUCUGAGGCAGUUGAGUGUCUCAAGUCUUGAGGAGAUGGUUGCAGAGAUAAAACAAAAGUUGGCACUUCUUAGACAGAAGAAAGUUGUUGAAGAAAUUAGUGAUGAUAGCAUCAGAAUAACCAAGAAGAACUUGGCUCGAGUCUUGACUGUUAGAACGGAGAAAAUUCUAACAGAAGUUGUUGAGAAGUAUAAGGGAACACCUAUUAACAAACUUCCAAAGCAACUUCGACCAAGGCUCAAUAAAGCCAAACGACAACUUUUGACGAAAAAACAAACUAAGAGAAUGACUAGAAGGGAAAAAUGCAAAGCAAGCAAGUUUCCAAGGGUUAUAUAUAGCUACAGCGAAUAA
Molecule: messenger RNA, 369 nt
Organism: Ordospora colligata OC4
Lineage: Eukaryota; Fungi; Microsporidia; Ordosporidae
Product: ribosomal protein L35
Exons: 1
Coding region: 1-369 (122 amino acids)
Biological process (GO): translation
Cellular component (GO): ribosome
Molecular function (GO): structural constituent of ribosome
Source: RefSeq, a predicted model, not a curated record